Alosa alosa (allis shad) is the source of this 1808-nucleotide messenger RNA. Its product is annotated as septin-4-like. Gene Ontology annotation, biological process: cytoskeleton-dependent cytokinesis; regulation of exocytosis. The transcript has 12 exons. NCBI's taxonomy places the organism in Eukaryota, Metazoa, Chordata, Actinopteri, Clupeiformes, Clupeidae. Gene Ontology annotation, molecular function: GTPase activity; GTP binding; molecular adaptor activity. Bases 486 to 1661 code for a protein of 391 amino acids. The record is from RefSeq and is a predicted model, not a curated record. Gene Ontology annotation, cellular component: septin complex; cell division site; microtubule cytoskeleton.
UAAUCUGUCAGGGGAUCUGUCAUCUGUAAUUAACCGAGAUAUUGUGAAAACGUUUUAUAUUUAAAGCUGACAUUUUCAGAUUUGUUUGUUUGUGUUUUGUCGUAGCCUAGUUAUCUUGAUGCUCACGUCAAACUUUUGUAGACUUAAUUUUGGAAAUAAUGGACAUGAUUCAUCAAGUAGAUAGUUUAUCGAGAGCAUAGAUGUUACAGUGUAAAAAAGGUAGGACAUCAAUAACACAUUCUCCAAGAAAAAGCAACUUCAGGACCGAAAAGCUUCUUAUUAAAAACAUUGCGAGAGAAAACCAAAAGUUUUUUGCGUAAAAGGCCUAUACAUGGCUAUCAUUCAUCUGCUUGUAUGAUUGUGACGUCACAUAGCUUUGUUGUUUUACUACACGUGAGAUGCUGUGAUGGCUUUGUGUGGCAGGCAAGAGGACUCAAGCUCGUCUGACAGCAGCUUGUGAUUUCCCCCACUAACAAUUCGGACAAAUGGACAGCUGCACUCAGACGGAUGAGCUUGAUCUUCAAGACUGUGAGUACUGCCUCACCACUGAAGAUGAUGAUGAUGAAUAUGAGUCACAGGCUGAGGCUUCUCUCAAAGAGCCUGUGUCUAAUGGCCAAGGUCCACUCAGAUACAUGGACAGCAGACUUGCCUCAGUGGAGUCCUCAGACAACGGAACUUGUUGUAGCUCGCCAACCCCGGUCAGGCCAAAGAGCCCAUGGGGAGCAUUCGACCCAUAUCUGUCCAUGGAGGAGCUAGGGAAGUCUUUUGUGGGCUUCGCCUCUUUGCCUCACCAAAUUCACAGGAAGAAUGUGAAAAAGGGCUUCGAGUUCACUCUGAUGGUUGCAGGGGAAUCUGGCCUGGGAAAGUCCACCCUGAUCAACAGCCUGUUUCUCACAGAUCUUUACAAUGACCGGACAAUACCCAGCGCCUCAGAGAUGUUAAAAAGAACAGUUGCUAUAAACAAGAAGACAUUAGACAUUCAGGAGAAGGGAGUCAGGCUGAAGCUGACCAUUGUGGACACACCAGGAUUUGGGGAUGCUUUGGACAACACAAAGAGCUAUGAACCUAUACUGGACUACCUCGAUGAGCAGUUUGAAAAGUACCGUAUUGAUGAGAUGGGCAUGCAACGCAUCCACAUCAAAGACAACCGUGUCCACUGCUGUCUCUACUUCAUCUCCCCCUAUAGCCACGGUCUGAGGCCCAUAGAUGUGGCAUUCAUGAAGGGCCUGCAGGGGAAGGUGAACAUUGUUCCUGUUAUAGCCAAAGCUGACUGCCUCACCCAGGCAGAACUGCUACAUAAGAAAGAAACGAUAUGGAGCGAGAUCAAGCUUCAUAAGAUCAAGAUCUUCCAGUUUGCAGAUUGUGACUCUGAUGAUGACUUAGAAUGGACCAGGCAGGAUUAUGAGAUGAAGAAUAGCAUCCCUUUUGCUGUUGUUGGGAGCAAUCUGGCGCUGAGAACACACGGGAGAAUUGUGCGAGUCCGGGCUUACCCAUGGGGAAUGGUGGAAGUUGAGAACCCCGCCCACAGUGACCUGGUCCACUUGAGAACUAUGCUAGUGCGCACUCAUAUGCAGGACCUGAAGGAGAAGACCCACGAAAACCUGUAUGAACAGUACCGCAUCAGUCACAUGCCGAUGCGCAAACCCAGCAUGCCAUUCUAGUAAGCAGGCAGAGAGCCACACAUCUCCACAGAAUACCUUAAUCCAGGUGUUUAUGAGCCGUUUGUGGCCUCACAUUUUUGUUUCAUUUAGGAAUGGAACGGUCCGGACAGAAAUACACCAGUGCAAUAAAUUCCAGUGUGCAAAUAA